ACGUCCGCUUUCAUCUGCGACGAACGACUUCAGCGCCAGAUUUUGUUUUUGUAAUUUCAUACAACCACAUACAUGUAUCAGCGUUUAAGUAAUACCCCCCCAUAUCGUGUCAUAUUUACGUUAGAUUAUUUUAAUUGUUUUAUUGCAACGCCUGAAUACUGGCAGCCUACUUCCAAAGUACAUAGAUAAUUAUUUUAUUACUUGUUCAUUUAUUGUUCCGCAAUUCAUCUGCAUGCAUUUUCAGUCGAGCAGCAUAGCUGGGAACCUGGGUCGCCACAAUGAACUUUAUCAUUGAUCACACUUGGGACAGCCUGCCCGUGAACCAUGAGCCGGUCAACAUCCGCUUCUCCCCCGGCGAUGGGGGGCUGCUCAUGGAAGUGUCUGCCCCCUUUUUCAACGAGCCUCCUGGCCCACCGGGGGCUCCAGGUCAGCCGUUCCCUGGACUCUGGGACUAUGAAGUUGUAGAGUCUUUCUUCUUGAAUAGCAACACAGAAAACUAUCUUGAAGUGGAAGUUUGUCCCCAUGGGCAGCAUUUAGUGUUAUUGCUCUCGGGGAGGGGAAAUGCAUUCCAGCAAGGGCUACCUUUGUCAUUCCAAGCAUCUAUAAAUGGGGGCCGGUGGACAGGGCACGCUCUCCUGCCAUGGACGUAUUUCCCCCCAGGGGUAAAUAAAAUGAACUCAUAUGCCAUUCAUGGCUCUGGAGAGGGAAGGAAAUACGAAGCCCUUUACCCCAUACCAAGAGAUGAGAUAGUGGAGGGUCAGAAGCCAAACUUCCACCUUCUGGAAUACUUCAGAGACUUUCACCUGCAGUGGAUCAUGGGAGAUGAAUGGGUGCAGCCAGAUUCAGACCUUUGGCCAGCAACUCAUUGACCACUUGUGUUCCAGUGAUUACGUGCAAGCAAUGAUGAAUGAUUGCGAGAAGUGAUGUAUGAUUCAUGGAAGAAAAUUAUAUACUGUUUUUUAAAAAAAAAGGAAAUCAAACAAUGGAUUUAAUAAACCUCAAUUAACAGUUCUUUAACAAUGAAGUAUAAAACACUGUUUGUUGGGAAAUAGUCCAAAUUCUGUUCUAUUUGAAUUAAAACUUCUGGAAGAAACAG
Molecule: messenger RNA, 1096 nt
Organism: Scleropages formosus (Asian bonytongue)
Lineage: Eukaryota; Metazoa; Chordata; Actinopteri; Osteoglossiformes; Osteoglossidae
Gene: c16h4orf33
Product: chromosome 16 C4orf33 homolog
Exons: 6
Coding region: 279-869 (196 amino acids)
Source: RefSeq, a predicted model, not a curated record